This is a messenger RNA of Ilex paraguariensis (yerba mate), 1245 nucleotides long. The record is from the annotation of a GenBank genome assembly. Lineage: Eukaryota; Viridiplantae; Streptophyta; Magnoliopsida; Aquifoliales; Aquifoliaceae.
AUGGACAGGAUGUUGAAAUCACCUGAUUGGAACUUGACUGAAUUUGGCCAAGUAGACAAUGGCUGCCUUGCUGCCUGUGUUGGAUCUAAUAGCUUAGGGCGGCAGAAAGAUGGAGGAGGUUUCUUUGUUGAUUUUGAACUUGGCAGAUUAAGAAAAUUGAGAGAUGGGGGAGUGGAUAAAUUGCAGGAGGGAAGGAGAUCAACUACUGUGUCACCAUCCAGUUCAUUGAAGCGGACACGUGCAAUUGGUGGAACUCAAAAUGUAUUGUGCUUAGUGGACGGCUGCACCACAGAUCUCAAAAGUUGCAGGGAGUAUCAUCAGCGCCAUAGGCAAUGCAGCAGAUUUCAUUCUCUGGGAGAGUUUGAUGAAGUGAAGAGAAGCUGCAGAAAACGUCUUGAUGGUCACAACCGCCGUAGAAGAAAACCUCAGCCAGAAUCUGUAUUCAUGAGGAGCUUUCUGUACAAUGACCAUGGUGCGAGAUUGUUGCAGUUUAGUGGUCCACAAGCAUAUGCAACCAAUAGAGCAGGUGGUAGUGGUGCCUGGCCCAGUGUUGAUAAACACGGCCAGAAAUUGCAUGCAAUUAUUCAACAAAGUACUUCUUCAAAUUCCUUUGCUCGCAUCUCCAGUAAAAUAGAGAGACAAUUUCCGUUCUUGCUUGUCAAUGACCCUGAAAAAAGCAAUCAAGCUGCUUCCCCCGCCAAAAAAAUGACCUCUCAACGGCUUCCUGAUACCAAUGCUUCACCUGCAAGUGGUAGAGGUCCCCUGAAAAUGUUAUCCAACACAUUGACACAAUUGGAGGAAUCCAAGCGUGCUCUCUCUCUUCUGUCAACAAAUUCAGCACAAACACUGGGGACCAUUUGGAGCAAUUUGGUGCAGCAGGAUGUGAUUCAUCUAAAUCAAUCUGAACUCACCAGCUCAUGUUUUAGUGACUUCUCUGAGCACUCAAAUUCAAAAGGUAUGGCGGCCGAAUCAAUUGAUCCAUUUUCCAUUCCUGAUGCCCUCAAUACCAAUGAUCCGAAUGAUGGGAUACUAUGUAUUGGUUCUGAUGUAUUGUUGGAAAUACAACCUCAAAUGCUCUCAUUUUCCUGCAAGUAGUAGGCUUCUGUGUAUUUUGUGCAACGUCCAGUAGUUUCUGAACUUUAUCAAAUGUCUCUUAUUGAUGGUAAGCUGAAGAAAGCUUCUUUGCUACGAAUUUGUGGAGUGUAUAUGAUUAUUCAAUGAUAUCUGAUUUAUUUUUCUUCUUAC